AUGGAUGUCACCUUUGACAACAUCACCUACACGGUGUCCGUCGGCAAACGAGAGAAGAAAAACGUCCUAAACGGAGUAUCGGGCCGGUUCCAGUCUGGUGAGCUAACCGCCAUCAUGGGCCCGUCCGGAGCGGGUAAAUCGUCGCUGCUCAACAUCCUUACCGGUUACACGACUCGCGGCGUUAAGGGAACACUCGCAUUCGGAGCCAGCGGCAACACCAACCGGAAGUUGUGCAGUUACAUUCUGCAGGAAGACUAUCUCCAGCCACUGUUCACCGUGCACGAGAUAAUGCUGAUGGCUUGCGAUCUGAAGGUUUCGUCCGACAGUCUUAACCGCAGCGAAAAGCUCCGGCUGGUUGACAAAAUUCUCGACACGCUGCAGCUGAGCUACUGCAAGAAGACGCGCUGUGGCAGCCUGUCCGGUGGCCAACGGAAACGUCUAUCAAUCGCGCUCGAGCUUAUCGAUAAUCCGCCGAUCCUAUUUCUGGACGAGCCCACGACGGGCCUGGAUAGUUCGUCCUCACUGUACACCAUCAAACUGCUGCAGGGAUUGGCGCGCGAAGGACGCACCAUCGUCUGCACGAUCCACCAACCCUCAGCGACGGUGUACGAGAUGUUUGACCACGUGUACGUGCUGGCUGAGGGCCACUGCGUGUACCAAGGUUCAGCUCUCAACACCGUACCAUACCUGCGCUCGGUUGGGUUGCACUGUCCGGCGUAUCACAACGCGGCCGAUUACUUGCUCGAGGUCACCAACAAGGAGCACGGGAACUUCACGCAAGCCCUCGCGAAGGCCGCAACGGACGCGAGCUGGCGGCUUGGACCACUGCUACCGGUUGUUGACAGGCUUGGAGGUGGCCCGGGUGAGCUUGCAUGCCUGCCGGCCUAUGACAGCAAUCACAACGACGCCAUCUACCGGAAGGAACAAGCGGAACCACUGGCCGUUACGGUCGAGCGGCUACCAGUGAAGACGAUGGAGCACCAACACCGGCGUCGACCGUCCGAAUUCGCCAAACUGUUGAUCCUGAUGAAGCGCUCCAACAUUCAGCUGUAUCGCGAUUGGACUGUGACGCACCUGAAGCUGUUUGUUCACAUCGUGUGUGCCGUCGUGAUUGGAUUGCUGUUCGGCGAUUCGGGCAUUAACGCGACGAAAUCGAUCUCGAACGUGGCGUCGUUUAUGGUGCACAUAUUGUACCUCUGGUAUACGACGCUCAUGCCGGGCGUGCUGAAGUACCCGUACGAGAUGAACGUCUUGAAGAAGGAAUCCUUCAACCGGUGGUACAAAAUACGGACGUACUUCGUGGCCUCCAUGCUGACGUCAUUACCGGUGCAGAUCUUCUUUUCGAUUGUUUACGCCUCGAUUGUCUACGCGAUGACGUACCAACCGUGCGAGCUGGAGCGGUACCUGAUGUUUACGGCCGUGCUCGUGCUCAACACCAUCGUCGCCGACGGGUUCGGCCUGUUCCUGGGCACGUUCCUGAACGAGAUCAACGGAACGUUCAUCGGUGCCAUCAUGACCUGCUUCAUGUUUGUGUUCUGCGGUUUUCUCAUCAUGUUCAGCCACAUGUCGGACGCGAUGCGGGGCGUUAGCUACCUCUCGUCGCACCGGUACAGCUUCGAGGCGCUCGUCCUUACCGCCUACGACGACAGCCGGGGCGAUCUGGUGUGCCCGCAGGACGAGAUGUACUGCCACUACGUGAAAGCCAACACGAUACUGCGGGAGCUCGGCAUCGUGCCCGGCAACUAUCUGUUCAACGUGGUCACGCUGGUCGUGCAUUUCGUCGCAAUCAAGGUGGUCGGCUUCUGGACGCUCAAGCGCAAGCUAAAGAUGGGCUAGAGGCUGGUCAAACACGUGUAGGCACUAUUAAACAAAACCACCCACACGGGCACUCACACACAGAAACAAACAAACAAACUCACACAUGACUUAAGCACGGACAAACCGCCACUGGCUUACUGGCGGAUGGAGGCACCAGCGGAAUCCUUAAGCGGAAUGGAUUGUGAUUAAUAUUUCUUUGUACAUGUUUCGUACUUUAAACUUUUGAUAUGCCACACACUUUUUUUUUACGCGUUUCGUUCGGAUAAUGUGAACUAGUGAUAGAAAACGACGGCAACCGGUUUCCAAGUUGCGAAGUUGGGAAGAUGCAU
Messenger RNA from Anopheles nili, 2147 nucleotides. Its product is annotated as ATP-binding cassette sub-family G member 1. The record is from RefSeq and is a predicted model, not a curated record. Gene Ontology annotation, cellular component: plasma membrane. Gene Ontology annotation, molecular function: ATP binding; ABC-type transporter activity; ATP hydrolysis activity. The transcript has 11 exons. Bases 1 to 1836 code for a protein of 611 amino acids. Lineage: Eukaryota; Metazoa; Arthropoda; Insecta; Diptera; Culicidae.